AUGUUCGACCAAGUGUCGCCGGAAAAAGUGAUAAAUUUCACGCGUGUUUGCGUAGCUCUAAGUUUCUGCUGGCCGCUUCCCACGACAGCCACGAGAUCCGAGCUCCGUCGAUUUAAAUUCGUGAGAAGUAUACUCGCCCUGAACGCGAUCGCGCUUAUGUCGGCCCUGUUGUACUCGUUGUACGGAUACUACGAUGAUCCCGCUAACUUCGCACAGGCGGCUUGCCUCAUGACAGCGAUCACCCACGCUCUCAUGCAGAUAUGUUUUGGAAUCACGCAAUACGAACAUUUACAGUGGUUGAUCGAAGAGAUAACAGCGUACUGCGAGGAAGCAAAAACUAACGAGAGACAAAUCCUCCAACGUUACGUAGACAGAUAUUCCAUGUUUUACGGUAUAUCCGCGAUCUGGUUCUACCUGACAGCGGUCAUGGUCGUCGUAGGAACAUUGUUUAUAUCCCAGCCUUUUCCGACGAAAGCCGAAUACCCGUUUCCUGUCGAUUAUGAGCCCGUGAGAUCGAUAAUCUUCUUCAGUCAAGCACUCGCCGGGUUCCAAUGCGCCGCGCACAUUAGCUUCAACAUCUUCGUCGCAAUGUUGUUGUUUUUCGCGGUGGCUCGAUACGAGAUUUUGAUGAUGGAAUUGCAGAAUGUCACGCGUUUCGUAGAUUUGACGAACUGCCUCAGAAAGUAUUCCCAUGCGAAGGUUUACGCGCAAGAAGUGGCCAACUGUGCUUGGUAUGUCGUCGCAACCACUGUUUCCGUCAGUACAGUGGCACUUGUGGUGGGCGGUGUAAAUUUUUUUGGGCACCAACCGCUCACAGUUAAAUUGCAAUACGUCUGUAUCCUGGGGACCGGAUUGCUGGAGGUUUUCAUGUGUGCAUUGCCAGCCGAUCAUCUGCUGGACAUGAGCCAGAAGGCUCUUCAUAGCGUGUAUGAAGGAAGGUGGUACGAGCAAGACGUGAAAUUACAGAAAACGGUGCUGUACACGUUGACAUAUCGGAAUCCUGUUGCGGUCAGGAUUAAAUGUAUCGUGCCGGUCUUGUCUUUGAAAUUCUUCGGCUCGUUUGUGUCGAACGCGUUCUCUUUCUGUACUGCUCUGCGUGUGAUAAUGUCGGACGAAGACGGAGAGUUUCCCGGUGCAACAAUGUUCGAUCAAUUGUCGCCGGAAAAGGUGAUGAAGUUCACGCGUAUUUGCGUAGCUCUAAGUUUCUGCUGGCCGCUUCCCACGACAGCCACGAGAUCCGAGCAUCGUCGUUUUAAAUUCGUCAGAAGUAUUCUCGCCCUAAACGCGACCGUGCAUAUGUUGGCCCUGUUGUACUCGUUGUACUUAAACUACGGUGAUCGCGCUAACUCCGCACAGACGGCUUGCCUCGCCUCGACGGUCGGCCACGUUCUCAUGCAGAUAUGCUUUGGAAUCACGCAAUACGAACAGUUACAGUGGUUGAUCGAAGAGAUGAUAGCGUACUGCGAGAAAGCGAAAACUAACGAGAGGCAGGUCCUUCAAAGUUACAUAGACAGAUAUUCCAUGUUUUACUUCCUUGUCGCUAUCUGGUUCUACAUGACCGCGGUCAUGGUCUUCGUAGGAGCAUAUUUACUGAACCAGCCUUUCCCGACGAAGGCCGAAUACCCGUUUCCUGUCGAUCACCAGCCCGUGAAAUCCAUAAUCUUCUUGAUGCAAACAGUCAUCGCAUUCCAAUGCUCCGCGCACGUAUGCGUCAACGUAUUCGUCGGGAUGUUGUUGUUCUUCUCCGUGGCUCGAUACGAGAUUUUGAUGUUGGAAUUGCAGAAGGUCACGCGUUUCGUUGAUUUGACAAACUGCCUGAGAAAGUAUUCCCAUGCGAAGAUUUACGCGCAAGAAGUGGCCAACUGUGCUUGGUAUGUCGUCGCGACCACAGUUUCCAUGAGUGCUGCGGCACUUGUACUGAGCGGUUUAAAUUGUUUCGGGAACCAACCGCUUUCAGUUAAAGUGCAAUUCGUCGGUAUACUUGGGACAGUAUUGCUGGAGGUUUUCAUAAGUGCAUUGCCAGCCGAUCAUCUGCGGGACAUGAGCCUGAAGUCUCUUCAUAGCGUGUAUGAAGGAAGGUGGUUCGAGCAAGACGUGAAAUUACAGAAAACGGUACUGUACACGUUGACAUAUCAGAAUCCUGUUGAGAUCAGGAUCAAUUGUAUCGUGCCGAUCUUGUCUUUGAACUACUUCUGCUCGUUUGUCUCGAACGCGUUCUCUUUCUUUACUGCUCUGCGAGUCAUAAUGUCGGACGAAGACGGAGAGUUGUAA
Dufourea novaeangliae is the source of this 2271-nucleotide messenger RNA. RefSeq lists its product as uncharacterized. The coding region runs from base 1 to 2271 and encodes 756 amino acids. Gene Ontology annotation, biological process: sensory perception of smell; detection of chemical stimulus involved in sensory perception of smell. Lineage: Eukaryota; Metazoa; Arthropoda; Insecta; Hymenoptera; Halictidae. Gene Ontology annotation, molecular function: odorant binding; olfactory receptor activity. Gene Ontology annotation, cellular component: plasma membrane. The transcript is spliced from 12 exons. The record is from RefSeq and is a predicted model, not a curated record.